Molecule: messenger RNA, 1768 nt
Organism: Pygocentrus nattereri (red-bellied piranha)
Lineage: Eukaryota; Metazoa; Chordata; Actinopteri; Characiformes; Serrasalmidae
Gene: mafa
Product: v-maf avian musculoaponeurotic fibrosarcoma oncogene homolog a (paralog a)
Exons: 3
Coding region: 560-1615 (351 amino acids)
Biological process (GO): regulation of transcription by RNA polymerase II
Cellular component (GO): nucleus
Molecular function (GO): RNA polymerase II cis-regulatory region sequence-specific DNA binding; DNA-binding transcription factor activity, RNA polymerase II-specific
Source: RefSeq, a predicted model, not a curated record
AACUCAAUCUGCCUUGUGUGUGUGUAUGUGUGUGUUCACUUUUUUAAAAAUCACUCCUACGAGCCUGGGCAGUUUCACGUCCAAGUCGACGCUAUCAGCCUAUUAUUACUAUUAUUCCUACUUUUAUUUAUUUAAUUUUAAACAUUUUUUCCUCCGCGUCCUUUCUUCACUCCUAGCGUUUCUCCGAGCGCAGCUGCAGCAUGUAUUCGUGAAGAGAGCGUAAAGUGUGAAAUGUUUUGAAAGAGAAAGUUUUUUUUCUUCUUCUUCUCUCUCUUCUUCGCGUGAAGAGAGGAGGGGAAAGAAAAAAGAAGGAGAAGAAGCGAUCAGAAAGAGCUCCGAUGCAUCUCCGACGAGAGUGUGCAAAGGAAAAGUGCUCAUUUGGAAGUAGGAGUUGCUUCGUCGAAGCGCUGCAGAGACUUUUCUGGUAAGAGUGAAAAAUCCGUUCUUUUUUGUUGUUGAAGAAGAAGAAAAAAACAUCAAGCUGGCUCACCCUCUUCUAAGUCAACCCGGUGUGCCAGGUGCUCUUCACCCUCUUUGGAGGACUGUCAACAGCAAGAGGAUGGCAUCAGAGCUGGCGAUGAGCAGCUCCGACCUGCCCACCAGUCCCCUGGCCAUGGAAUAUGUUAAUGACUUCGAUCUGAUGAAGUUUGAGGUGAAAAAGGAGCCGGUGGAGCCCGAGCGCGGCAGCUUGAGCCACCAGUGCAGCCGCCUGCUCGCCGGGGGCUCCGUGUCUUCCACGCCGAUGAGCACGCCGUGCAGCUCGGUGCCGCCUUCGCCGAGCUUCUCGGCGCCCAGCCCGGGCUCCGGGAGCGAGCACAAGAGCCACCUGGAGGAUUUCUACUGGAUGACGGGCUACCAGCAGCAGCAGCAGCAGCAACCGCACCACCAGCCGCAGCCGCAGCAGCUGAACCCCGAGGCGCUGGGCUUCAGCCCCGAGGACGCCGUGGAGGCGCUGAUCAGCAGCACGCACCAGCUCCAGCCCUUUGACGGCUAUGCUAGGGGGCAGCAGUUCGCCAGCGCGGCCGGCCCCGGAGGCGCCGUGGCCGGGGACGACAUGGGCUCGGCCGCCGCCGUGGUUUCGGCAGUGAUCGCAGCCGCCGCGGCGCAGAACGGCACUCCGCACCACCACCAACACCACCAUCACCACCACCCGCACGCCAACAGCGCCGCCGUCAGCGCCGUAGGGCACCACCACCAGGCACCCCUGGGCGGCGGGCACGCGGCGGCCGAGCGCUUCACGGACGAGCAGCUCGUCACCAUGUCCGUGCGCGAGCUGAACCGGCAGCUGCGCGGCGUCAGCAAGGAGGAGGUGAUCCGGCUGAAGCAGAAGCGGCGCACGCUGAAGAACCGCGGCUACGCGCAGUCGUGCCGCUUCAAGCGCGUGCAGCAGCGGCACGUGCUAGAGGGCGAGAAGACGCAGCUGCUGCAGCAGGUGGAGCACCUCAAGCAGGAGAUCGCGCGCCUGCUGCGCGAGCGCGAUGCCUACAAGGAGAAGUACGAGAAGCUGGUGGGCGGCGGCGGCGGGGGCUUCAGGGAGAGCGGCGGCUCGAGCAGCGACAACAACCCCUCCUCCCCCGAGUUUUUCAUGUCUUCCAGAAAGUUCCUGCACCUGUGACUGUGAGCUGUGACCUCACCCUGCCCCGGGCCUUGAAGAACAUCAUGGCAACAGAGCGGUGAGCUGACGGAUGACACAGGGCCUCACACAAAGCACAACGUUUCAAACUACCGGCUGAAGAUGGCAAACGAGAAGUGCAGAGGGUCCUCCCUC